This is a messenger RNA of Saxophila tyrrhenica, 447 nucleotides long. RefSeq lists its product as uncharacterized. The transcript has 4 exons. Lineage: Eukaryota; Fungi; Ascomycota; Dothideomycetes; Mycosphaerellales; Extremaceae. Bases 1 to 447 code for a protein of 148 amino acids. The record is from RefSeq and is a predicted model, not a curated record. Gene Ontology annotation, biological process: proteolysis. Gene Ontology annotation, molecular function: tripeptidyl-peptidase activity; serine-type endopeptidase activity.
AUGUCGCAGAACUAUUUCAAGCGCCCGGGCUACCAAGAUGGCGCCGUCGAUACUUACAUCACAGACCUCAAAGGCAAGCACAGUGGACUGUUCAACGCCGCCGGUCGGGGCUAUCCGGACGUGUCGGCGCAGGGAGAAGGCGUUCGCACGACUCAAGCGGGCUCGACUUACUCGACUACGGGCACGAGCGCAAGUGCUCCGAUCUUCGCUGCCGUGAUUGCGUUGGUGAACGAUGCGCUGAUCGCCAAAGGCAAACCACCGCUCGGCUUCCUCAAUCCACGGCUCUACGCUGGAGGGUACAAGGCCCUGACGGAUGUCGUGGGCGGACACAACGGAGCUUGUGAUGACGGAAAACCCGGGUUUACGGCGGUGAAGGGUUGGGACGCUGUGACCGGCUGGGGCACGCCGGACUUCAAGAAGCUCAAGGCAGCGGCGUUGAAGCAGUAA